Vidua macroura (Pin-tailed whydah) is the source of this 1577-nucleotide messenger RNA. It is a transcript of the gene SHOX, whose product is annotated as short stature homeobox. Gene Ontology annotation, biological process: regulation of transcription by RNA polymerase II. The transcript is spliced from 5 exons. The record is from RefSeq and is a predicted model, not a curated record. The coding region runs from base 59 to 934 and encodes 291 amino acids. Gene Ontology annotation, molecular function: sequence-specific double-stranded DNA binding; DNA-binding transcription factor activity, RNA polymerase II-specific. Gene Ontology annotation, cellular component: nucleus. Lineage: Eukaryota; Metazoa; Chordata; Aves; Passeriformes; Viduidae.
CGGCCACAUCUCCGAUUGGAAACAAGUGGAUCUCUGUGGAUAAGACCACCGGGCAGCCAUGGAAGAACUUACGGCUUUUGUAUCCAAAUCUUUUGACCAGAAAAGCAAAGAGAGCAGCAGCAGCAGUGGCAGCGGCAACAAGAAGGAGACCAUCACGUACAGGGAAGUUUUGGAGAGUGGGUUGGCUCGCUCUAGGGAGCUUGGAAACUCUGAUUCUAACCUGCAGGACAUGACCGAGAGCAGCAACCAUUGCCCGGUGCAUCUUUUCAAAGACCACGUAGAGAGCGACAAGGACAAACUGAAGGAGUUCAACGCGGGCAGGACAGCGGAAGGGAUCUACGAAUGCAAAGAGAAGAGGGAAGAUGUGAAGUCAGAAGAUGAAGACGGACAGACCAAGCUUAAACAAAGGAGAAGCAGAACCAAUUUCACACUAGAGCAGCUGAACGAGCUGGAAAGACUUUUUGAUGAGACUCACUAUCCGGAUGCCUUCAUGAGGGAGGAACUAAGCCAGAGGCUGGGACUAUCUGAAGCUAGGGUUCAGGUCUGGUUUCAGAACAGGAGAGCAAAGUGCCGAAAACAGGAAAACCAGAUGCACAAAGGUGUGAUCUUGGGAACCGCCAGCCAUUUAGACGCCUGCAGAGUAGCCCCCUAUGUGAAUAUGGGAGCCCUGAGGAUGCCUUUCCAACAGGUCCAGGCGCAGCUGCAGCUGGAGGGCGUGGCCCACGCGCACCCGCACCUGCACCCGCACCUGGCGGCCCACGCGCCCUACCUGAUGUUCCCGCCGCCGCCCUUCGGGCUGCCCAUCGCCUCCCUGGCGGAGUCCGCCUCCGCCGCCGCCGUGGUGGCCGCCGCCGCCAAGAGCAACAGCAAGAACUCCAGCAUCGCCGACCUGCGGCUGAAGGCCCGGAAGCACGCCGAGGCCCUGGGGCUCUGACACGCUUCCCCCGAGCCCCCCAUCACACCCCGCCCCGGGUGCCCGCGGCGGGCGGGCGUGUGACCCGCACGGACCGCCGCUCUGCCCCUCCGCUCCUCCUCAUCCUCCUCCUCCCUGGCUGCAGGGCGCGCAGCGAGCGCUCCGGCCGCCCUGCCGCCUUAUCUCUUUUUUAUUUUAUUUUAUUUUAUUUUGGUUUUGUUUUUUUUCUUUCCCCUUCCCCGAGGUCCGCGAGCGCCACUUUGCUCGCCCGCUCGGCCCCAGGGACUCGGCGGCCGCGAGGUGCCGCGUGGCGCGGUGGGGACGCUCCGCCCGCCGUGGGCCCCCGGACACAACACACGCGAGCAGCAAACACGCACCCGCCCGCCAGAGACUCCUCGGAGGACAAAGUAGGUGGGAGGAGAGAGAAAAGAGAGUUUAAAAAAAUCACAAAAAGAGAAAAAAAAAAAAAAAAAAAGAAAGGAAACGAUCUCUAAAUUAUGUUAAUCUGUGAACAUUGGGACACUUUGGAUUUUUGACCCUGGCAAAAGUGAUCGCUCCGGCAUAACGUCAUCUGCUGCUGUCAGUUUUGCUACCUUGUGCAUGUGUCAAACUAAACACGUUUUGAAGAUCAGAAAUAUAUUAGAACAAAACUAAACAAAACAAA